Ceratitis capitata (Mediterranean fruit fly) is the source of this 1041-nucleotide messenger RNA. It is a transcript of the gene c12.1, whose product is annotated as protein CWC15 homolog. NCBI's taxonomy places the organism in Eukaryota, Metazoa, Arthropoda, Insecta, Diptera, Tephritidae. Gene Ontology annotation, molecular function: RNA binding. Gene Ontology annotation, cellular component: catalytic step 2 spliceosome. Bases 184 to 909 code for a protein of 241 amino acids. The transcript has 2 exons. Gene Ontology annotation, biological process: mRNA cis splicing, via spliceosome. The record is from RefSeq and is a predicted model, not a curated record.
UUUCAGAACAUUUCCGUAACAGUUGUUUGUGAUAAUUGUGAAUGGUAGUUUAAAGAAGGAGAAGAGCCAAAAAUAAAACGUUUGUGAAAAGCAAAGACAAUAAAUUACACAAAAACAUUCUGCCACGGUAAAUAAAAUAUACAAGUUGUUUGCGCAAAACGAGCUAAGAAAAAUUGACGAACAAUGACCACAGCUGCACGUCCAACAUUCGAUCCCGCACGCGGUGGAAGUGGUCGUGGCGAGAAAGAUUUGAGCGCACUAUCUAAACAAUAUUCAAGCAGAGAUUUGCCUGGGCAUACUAAACUCAAAUACAGAGAAACUGGGCAAGGAACCUCUGAAGAACUACGCAACCGCGAUUUCCGUAAAGAGCUAGAAGAACGUGAACGUGAGGCACGUCCAAACAAAGCACUACCUUCGAUUGUACGUAAAGCGAUUGAAGCAAAUAAUUCGUCAAAUAGUAGUGCAAGUAGUACUAAACGCGCACGUCUCGAACAGCCAGCAGCACCAGUGAAUUUAGAUGCUGACGAUCCGAUAGAUAAAGACAGCUCUGAGGAAGACUCUGAUUCAGAAGAUGAAGAUGAUACUGCAGCCCUGUUGGCGGAAUUAAAUAAAAUCAAACAGGAACGUUUGCAAGAAGAGACACGUAAAGAUCAGGAAAAGAAACAAGAGGAAGAGCGUAUACGUAUGGAAAAUAUCUUAUCCGGCAAUCCAUUGAUCAAUUAUGCACCAGGUACUGGUGCAACCGCGAGUAAAAAUAUUGGUAGUGAUUUGAAGGUGAAACGACGUUGGGAUGAUGAUGUAGUGUUCAAAAAUUGCGCCCGCACUGAGCCGGAGAAGAAAAGCCACUUCAUCAAUGACUCGCUGCGUAAUGAGUUUCAUAAGAAGUUUAUGGAUAAAUAUAUAAAGUAACUUUUUAUUCUACUUCCAAAUAUAAAUUCUAAUAAUUCAAGAGUGCGUUUAAGUGAAAUUUCAAUGUGUACUUGUAAUUAAAUAAUUAAUUCUAAUGUUAUAAUAAACGUAUGUCUAUACUUUAUUAAAGGA